Messenger RNA from Chlorella variabilis, 3867 nucleotides. RefSeq lists its product as hypothetical. Gene Ontology annotation, biological process: protein phosphorylation. The record is from RefSeq and is a predicted model, not a curated record. NCBI's taxonomy places the organism in Eukaryota, Viridiplantae, Chlorophyta, Trebouxiophyceae, Chlorellales, Chlorellaceae. Gene Ontology annotation, molecular function: protein kinase activity; ATP binding. Bases 1 to 3867 code for a protein of 1288 amino acids. The transcript has 30 exons.
AUGUACCCGCCCGACGGGCAGCGCGGGGGCGGCAGCGGGCCCCCACCUCGCCUGCCCCUGCCCCUCCCAUCCCCCUCCGCGCGCCACAGCUUCCCCAAGAGCCUCAGCGACAAGUACAGGCUGGGCGAGGAGCUGGGGCGUGGCGCCUUUGGCCAGGUCUACCUGGGCCUGGAUACCCGUACCGGGCAGCACGUGGCCAUCAAGCAGCUCAGCCUGGACCGCAUACCGGGGGACUCGCUGCAGGGCAUCAUGAAUGAGGUGGAGCUGCUGAGGGCGCUGCGGCACAGAAACAUAGUCACAUACAUAGGAUCCUUCAAGUCCAAGACCCACCUGUACAUCAUCCUGGAGUACAUGGAGAACGGGGCGCUGAGCUCCGUCAUCAAGGCCUCCAAGUUUGGGCCUUUCCCCGAGCCGCUGGUGGCGGUCUACACCCAGCAAGUGCUGCAGGGCCUGGCCUACCUGCACGACCAGGGCGUGGUGCACAGAGACAUCAAGGCAAGCAGCGGGCUGUGCCUGUUGCUUUCUCGUGGCGCCAACAUCCUGACCACCAAGGAUGGCCUGGUCAAGCUGGCGGACUUUGGGGUGGCGGCCAAGCUGGCUGAGCUGGAGGAGGAGGGGCGGUCGGGACGGGAGGCCUCCCCCGUCGGCACGCCCUACUGGAUGGCGCCAGAGGUGGUGGAGCUGAAGAGCGUGACCACCGCCUCCGACAUCUGGUCCGUGGGCUGCCUGGCGGUGGAGCUGCUGACAGGCUCUCCGCCCUACUACGACCUCCAGCCCAUGUCUGCGCUGUACAACAUCGUUCAGGACCCGCACCCGCCGCUGCCCCCCGACAUCUCCACCGGCAUGCGGGACUUCCUGCUGCAGUGCUUCCGCAAGGAGCCGGCGGCGCGCCCCACCGCCCGCGCCCUGCUGCUGCACCCCUGGAUCACCUACAAUCGCCGCACCCUGAAGAGCUCUUGGUCCCGCACGCGCGGAAUCAAGGCGCGGGCGGCGGCGAGCGGCGGCGGCGGCGGCGGCGGCGCGGGGGGCAGCGGCGGGGGGCCGCUGGCGGAGGGCUACACCAACGUCAGUACCGUGGUGGAGCGCAUCCUGCAGAACGGCGCCAGCGACGGGGAGUCCGGUACCGUGGCGCCGCCCUCCACCGCCUCCAGCCUGGCAGGCGGCGGCGGCAGCGGCGGUACCAGCGGCAGCGGCGGCCUGAUGAGCGGCGGGCUGAGCAGCGGGCUGGGGGCUCUGAGCGGGCUGGGCGUGGGCGCGGCGGCGGCGGCGGCCGCUGCAGCGCCAGCAGAUGCAGCGGCGCCGCCAGCGUCGGUACCGGAGGAUUCCCUGGCAGCCUUCGAGCAGCAGCACGCCGCCACCGCUGGCCCGGGGGCCAGCCCCAGCGCCGCCGCCGGCUCCCCAGCCCACCGGAGCAGCUUCAGCGUCCCCGCAGCCCUGGUUGGCGGCAGUAUCGGCAGCGGUACCGGCGGCGGCAGGCUGCCAAGACCACCUGCCUUUGGGUCGGUCGUCAGCGUGGCGUCCUCUGAAGGGCCACGCGGCGGCACCCUGGCAGGGCAGGCGGCGGCGGCGGCAGGAGCGGCGGGCGCCGCCGCUGCCGAGGAGGCCGGUGGCGGCGGGCCGGCAGCAGCAGCGGCGGCAGGAGGAGCGUCAGGAGCGCCGGCGGGGCCCUCCCCAGGGGGCCCGCGCCACCGCCGGCUGUGGAGCGGUGCGGUGGCGGGGCCGCCGCCACGGGGCGGUACCGUGGGCCCCGACUGGGGGCUCCUCCGCCCGCCACCGCAGCAGCAGCAGGCGCCGCAGCAGCCGGCGCUGCCGCAGGGGCAGGGGUGGGGAGACCCCGAGCAGCAGCAGGCGCAGCAGGCACAGCAGCAGGAGCAGCAGCAGCAGCAGCAGCAGCCUGCGCUGCCCUCGGUUGCAGAGGAGGCGGCGGUUGCGGCGGUGGAGGCUUCAGCCCACAGCCGGCAGGAGGCGGCCGAGGCGAGCGGGGCUGCUGCUGUGGUACGGCGCCAGGUGGCGGGCAUGCGCAUCCUGUCCUCCGCCCCGGGCGAGCGCAGCCUGCAGGCGGAGGCGGCGGCGGCGGCCUCCUGCCGCGCCCUGCUGGCGCCGCUGGCACGCGACGGGCAGCUUCGCGGCGCCUUCCUGGCGGCCGACGGCGCCUCGGCGCUGCGGGAGCUGCUGGACAACCCCACCGACAGGGUGCUGGAAGCCGCGCUGGACCUGGUGCUGGCUCUGUGCUCGCACGACGGCGCCGCGCUGCGCACGCUGUGCCACCUGGGCUUCAUCCCCGCGGUACUGCGCUUCGCCCUGCCCUCCAACCCCCCAUACCUGCGCCACCAGGCCGCGGCGUUUGCGGGCCUGCUGUGCCGCUCCUGCCCCGCCAGCGCGGCGCAGCUGGUGGCCUGCCAGGGCGUGCCCUUCCUGCGCGACAUGAUUGACGAGCCGCCUCAGCCCCACCACCCCCCCUCAGCCCCGCAGCAGCUGCAGCAACAGCUGGAGCUGGCGUCCGCCGCCGUCUCCUGCUUCUGGCUGCUGCUGCGCCGCGCCGGCCUGCGCCAGCCCGGCUGGGCGCUCAGCCUGAACCAGCUGCUGCGCUUGCUGGCCCACCACAACCUCCCCCUCCGCCUGGUGCGCCUCCUGCCCCGCCUGCUGCCCGCGGCGGCGGCGGCCGCGGCGGCGGCCACGGCCGUGGAGCGGGCGGCCGAGGCGGCGGCGGCGGCGGCGGCACCCGUGGCGGCGCGCCACGCACGCACCCCGAGCUUCCCGCAGAUGGAGGUUGAGGUGGCGCUGCUGGCUGCCGACGAGCUGGCCAGCGCGGCCGCCAGCCUGGCGCUUUCCUCCCGUACCGGUACCGGCGGUACCGGCAGCGGCCCCGAGGAGGACGGCUACGGCGGCGGCGGCGGCUACAGCAGCCCCGGCAGCGGCACCAGCAGCCCCGGGCGCACGCAGCGCUGGCUGGGGCGCGCGCUGCCCGGCAGCCCCAGCAGGUGUCAGCAGGCACAGCCCCAACUGCAGCAGCAGCAGCAGCAGCAGCAGCAGCAGCAGCAGGCGGGGCAGGUGGCGCACUCGCUGGCGGCGGCCACUGAGGCGGCGGCGGCGGCGGCAGGGGAGGAGGCGGGCGGCGCGGCAGCAGAGGCGGCGGCGGCGGCGGCGAGCCGCCACCUGGCGGUGUCGCUGCUGUGCGGCUUUGCCCACGGCGGCACUCGCAGCAGGGAGGAGCUGUGGGCGGCGGGAGGGCUAGACGCGCUGCUGGCGCUGCUGCGGGAGGAGGCGAGCGGGGCGGGCGGGCGGCCAGCCCACCAGGUGGCUGUGCUGGAUGCGCUGGCGGCCUGGCUGGAGCAGGAGCCGCCUCGUGUGGAGGCGCGUCUUCUGGAGGAGGAGGCGCUGGCGCGGCUGGUCACGUUGCUGCCAGCUGGCGCCGCCAGCUCGCCAGGCGGCGGCGACGAGGCGCUGCAGUCGCUGCUGGCCUCCCUGCUGCGCCUGCUGCAGCGCUCGCCGCGGCUGGCGGUGGCGCUGGCGCAGGGCGGCCUCACCCCGCGCGUCGUGGAGCUGCUGAAGCGGCCGGUGGCGGCGGGGCAGGCGGGGGCCGCCUCGGCGCUGAGUCCGGGUGGCGCCACGUCAGCGCUGUGCCUGCUGGACAUGCUGCGAGCCAUGUACGAGCCGCACCCCCGCCCCAAGGCGAGCCCACCGCCUGAGUUCAUUCUUAAGUCUCGGGUGCAGCCCGUGCUGACGGCGCUGGCGCACGGCCAGUCGGCGGCCGGCCAGGCAUGUGGGAGGGAGGAGGGCACGGAGGCCGGCAGCUGUGCAUGCGUGCUGGUCCGCAGGCAGGCCCAGAACCUGCUGGACGCCUUUCAGAUCAACGUAGUUUUGUGA